Acanthochromis polyacanthus (spiny chromis) is the source of this 1601-nucleotide messenger RNA. RefSeq lists its product as uncharacterized. Bases 4 to 1308 code for a protein of 434 amino acids. Gene Ontology annotation, biological process: DNA integration. The record is from RefSeq and is a predicted model, not a curated record. The transcript has 2 exons. NCBI's taxonomy places the organism in Eukaryota, Metazoa, Chordata, Actinopteri, Pomacentridae. Gene Ontology annotation, molecular function: nucleic acid binding.
CCAAUGUCUUUCAAAAGGAGAUCCAAUUCCAAAGCAAAGCUCAUUAAUAAAGUUGACCCCAUUCUUGGACAAGGAUGGACUGUUGAGAAUCGGGGCCGCACAUCCUCAGCAAACUUGCCCUUUGAUGACAAACACCCUUUAAUCAUUCCCAAAUCUCACGUUGCUACCUUGUUGGUAAGACACUAUCACGAGCAAGUCGCACAUCAAGGAAGACAUUUCACAGAAGGUGCUGUUAGAUCAGCUGGACUGUGGCUAAUUGGGGAAAAGAGACUUGUGUCAAACGUGAUACAUAAAUGCAUUUUCUGCAGGAAAUUAAGAGGGAAACUGGAGGAACAAAAAAUGUCUGACUUGCCACAGGACAGACUUUCUCCAGAACCACCGUUCACACAUGUCGGCCUAGACAUUUUCGGCCCAUGGACAGUGAUCGCCAGAAGAACAAGAGGAGGUCAUGCUGAAAACAAACGUUGGGCAAUCAUGUUCACGUGCUUGAGCACCAGAGCGGUGCACAUUGAAGUGAUAGAGUCCAUGACCACGGCAAGCUUCAUUAAUGCACUCAGACGUUUUGCAGCAAUCAGAGGACCUGUGAAAACACUUCGUUCUGAUCGAGGUACAAACUUCAUCGGGGCCUGCAAAGAACUCAGUUUUAACACCGAUGACUCUGAUUUGAAAACUUACCUUCAAAACAACAAAUGCACCUGGACCUUCAAUCCCCCUCACUCCUCUCACAGGGGUGGAGUGUGGGAGAGAAUGAUCGGUGUUGCAAGACGCAUCCUGGAUGCUCUUCUCCUAAAAAAGAAAACAUCCCUCCUCACACAUGAAGGUCUUAUCACUUUGAUGGCAGAGGUCACUGCUGUUAUGAACUCCAGGCCCUUGGUGCCUAUAUCUUCUGAUCCAGAAGAACCAACAGUUCUCACUCCAUCAAUGUUGCUGACGCAUAAGGUGGAGUCGCUGUCAGCUCCUGUUGGAGAUUUUGAUGCCAACGAUCUGUCCAGCAAGCACUGGAGGAAAGUUCAGGGCCUUGCUGAUGCGUUUUGGAGAAGAUGGAGACUGGAGUACUUGGCCACACUUCAACCCAGGAGGAAGCGGCAUGCUGUGAAACGUGACCUGCAGGAAGGAGAUGUUGUCCUUCUUAAGGACGCACAGGCCAAAAGAACAGACUGGUCGACUGGACUUGUUGUUAAGACUAUACCUAGCCAAGAUGGUAGAGUGCGGAAAGUUGAAGUUAAAGUAGUCAGACAGGGUACACCUAAAGUUUACUUGAGGCCUAUCUCAGAAAUAGUUUUUCUCUUUCAUAAUCCCAGUACAUAGUGGUAUAAAGUGUUAUACCAGGCGGGGAGUGUGCUGCUUCUGUUCUUGUAGCUAUGCACCACCAGGUGGCGCUUCAUAGUUUGACCUUGGUUAUAAUUCCUGAUGUGAGUUUUGAGCCUUGCAGGCAUCCGUAGCUACUUCCUGUUCUGUUCUGCAACCAACAAGUGAAUUCGUGGCAGAGUCUUCAGAGUUAUUAUUGUUGUUCCCCGUUUUCUCAAGAGUGAGGAAAAUAUAUGCCUUUUUACAGUAUUCAUGUGGAGACAAUAAAGCGUGGCCUGAACCCACAAAACGUU